AUGCCUUUCACCGGAAGCGACAUCAUCAAGAUCAUCUUCGCGAUCAUCCUCCCGCCCCUGGGGGUCUUCCUAGAGCGCGGAUGCGGAGCCGACUUGCUCAUCAACAUCUUGCUGACCAUUCUUGGUUACAUUCCCGGAAUCAUCCACGCCCUCUACAUCAUUCUGAAGUUUUAA
Mytilinidion resinicola is the source of this 174-nucleotide messenger RNA. Its product is annotated as UPF0057-domain-containing protein. Gene Ontology annotation, cellular component: membrane. Lineage: Eukaryota; Fungi; Ascomycota; Dothideomycetes; Mytilinidiales; Mytilinidiaceae. Bases 1 to 174 code for a protein of 57 amino acids. The record is from RefSeq and is a predicted model, not a curated record. The transcript is spliced from 3 exons.